Messenger RNA from Xyrauchen texanus (razorback sucker), 5044 nucleotides. RefSeq names its product nucleotidyltransferase MB21D2-like. The transcript has 2 exons. The coding region runs from base 16 to 1542 and encodes 508 amino acids. Lineage: Eukaryota; Metazoa; Chordata; Actinopteri; Cypriniformes; Catostomidae. The record is from RefSeq and is a predicted model, not a curated record.
UUCUCUUGUGUGAAGAUGGCGGUCCCAGCUCAGAGCAGCCGGACCGGAUCCGUCAGCAGCAGUCUCGGGAACAGUCCGACCGCAACACCGGGCGGCUUGAACAACAAUCACAAGCUGUGGUGCUGUCACGAGCUGGAUUUCAGGUCCGGAGUGAAGAUCGGAGAGCUCAACCGACUCAUCCAUGAAUUCAGUAAAGAAGACCAGCGCGAGUAUGAUGACCAGAGGGCACUGGAAAUACACACCGCCAAGGAUUUCAUCUUCUCCAUGCUCGGCAUGGUGCAAAAGUUGGACCAAAAGUUGCCUGUUGCAAAUGAGUACCUAUUGUUGUCCGGUGGUGUGCGAGAAGGUGUGGUUGACAUGGAUCUUGAUGAGCUUGGUCUCUACAACCGUGGCUCUGACUAUGACAUGGCCUUCACCCUGUUGGUUCCUGCCCUAAAGCUACACGACCGGAACCAGCCCGUCACAUUGGACAUGCGGAACUCAGCACUGGGUCACACAUGGCUCAGCUUGCGACUUUUUAAUGAAGGUACCAUCAACCGCUGGCGGGAUUGCUGCACGAUCACUGACCAUCUGAAUGGCACCACCAACUACUUCUUCUCACCCACACUGGUAGCUGACUGGUUCCAAGAAGCAGUUGGAUUGGUCCUGGCAGAGUUGCAGCGCAAGCCCCAAAGGGGCACCCCGAGGUUGGAACGGGUUGAGCAUCACAGCACUCUGCUGUCUAUGGUUUUAGGUGUGGGCAGCAGUCGUAUGCUUUAUGACAUUGUUCCUGUGGUGUCUUUUAAAGGCUGGCCAGCAGUUGCCCAGAGCUGGUUGAUGGAGAACCACUUCUGGGAUGGGAAGAUCACAGAGGAGGAGGUGAUCAGUGGCUUUUAUCUGCUGCCUGCCUGCUCAGCCUCCGGUUGCAGAGAAAACGAGUGGCGUCUCUCCUUUGCCCGCAGUGAAGUGCAGUUAAAAAAAUGUAUCUCACCAGGACUCAUGCAAGCUUACCAGGCAUGCAAGGCAAUUGUUGUCAAGCUUCUGGCCCAACCUACAGCUGUCACUCCCUAUUACUUACGGAGCAUCAUGUUGUGGGCCUGCGACCGACUACCUUCCAGUUAUUUGUCACAGGAAGACUAUGCUGCACACUUCAUGCUGGGUCUCAUUGACGAUUUGCAGCACUGCCUGGUAAACAAGACCUGCCCAAACUAUUUCAUUCCACAAUGUAACAUGCUGGAGCAGCUAUGCGAUGAGACAGCCAUGUUUCAAGCUCGUAAGCUUGCGCUUGUACGCUCGGAUCCAGCUGAGCACCUGCGCUCCAUCAUUGAGCAGGCCAAGGCUGCCAAUAGACUUACACAGGAGAUGCAACGUUGUGUGAGUUCCUCCGGUCUGCCGUCUCCACUGGCCGAUCCGUCCUCUGCAGAUCACCAACAACCCGAUGACCGGUUGGCUAAGAAGUUGCAGCAGUUGGUGACAGAGAAUCCAGGCAAGUCCAUCUCUGUGUUCAUCAACCCUGACGAUGUUACACGCCCUCACUUCCGUAUCGAUGACAAGUUUUUCUGAAAAGCAAGGUCUUUUUUCAUUUCUCCUCUGCUGUCCUUUAAUGUAUUGAUAAUGAUUGAACCUGAGGAUGUGCUAGAUGACACUGUCCCUGAAACUGGAGCUGUGUCCAUGUGCUUGCACACAUCAGUAGUGAUUGGAGAGGAUCCCAUGGAAGAAAUCAACUGCAGGAGAAACAAAGAUCUAUAAGACUGGCCUUAUCCGGAUGGAGAAUGUCAACCAGCUGUUUGUAUAGCAGUGCAUGCACCUGCAGAGGUUCUAAGUAGGGAUAUGCACGGUUAUUGUUUUUAACAUUUGGUUAACUACAAGGUUUCCCGAACGGUUAAUCUGCUUUUCAUGGGGACGCAGGAGAACAUUCGUUUCAAUGGAAUUUCCUAAAACCUCUAUUUCGUCUAUUUCAUCAAAGUAGCAGCAAAUAAACUGCACAGUGAUCUAUGAGCCUAAAUAGCACAAUACAUAGAUAUUCAAAUGAUAAAAUCUCACAUAAAAGUCGAAUGAAAAAAAUAAUGUAUAUGCGCUCUGGCCGGGCAGGUUCACAUUUCCAUGAGGCAGUGAAGCCUCUUCGGGGUGAUUUGAUUUUGAAAUGGUUUCAAAUAAAAUGGCAUUGGACUUAUUUAAUUAUUGUACGUAUAUGCACACCAGAGUGAAAAAAAUCGGUUAUCAAGCGCUGAAACUUUGCUUGGUUGAAUCCCAUCUGGGAUCAUGUUUAAUGGUGUAACAGUCACAAUAAAUCUGAAGUAUGUAAUUUCUGUGAUAUUAUUGCCACCGAACGGAUCAAGGUAUUUAAAACAGCUUUCCGAAUAUGCCCCUCGUCUGCUGUUUUUAGAAACGUCAGAUACCGUAAACAGGUAACUCUAAACAAAUGCAUGAAUUUUAUAGUGCCACAGAGACAAAGCAUUUAAAGUUUUUGAGAAAAUGAACCGCUGACUGACUUACAUGUAUUUGUCUGUCCUUAUUAGGCUGGGAUAGAAGAAAGUAUUUUAACACUGAAAAAGUUACAUACUACAGCUUUAAGUCUUCUUCGCAACCUGAACUCCUUCAGAACACAGUACAACGAAUGAAACACAAUGCAGGUGUUUUUAGAUGUGUUUAUUACAAAUAAAUUUUGUUUUUUUAGUACUUUAAUUGGUGUCUAAAAAGGCAGCAAUCCUGCGCUGAAAGAAAAAACUGUGAGAUUCAGCACAACAGUCAAAGAAGCCAUCCAGCACAUGUUAACAUUAUAUGGAAAAACAGCGCAGACACACACAAAAGCAUGUUUGAACAGCCCCUAACUCUAUAUUUGAAAAGGUGGUCAGGUUGAAGACUUGCAAGUGUAGAAUAACCUCUAUUGCACGUUUAGAAUAAUGUCUCCUACAUACAACACAACUUUCAAAGAUGUAAGAACGUGGUACAGUUCAUAUUACCCAACUGUCUGUCUUGUCAUGGAAGUCAUAGAGUUUUCAAAUUACAAGGCGAAUUGGUGACAGGGGUGAACACAUUACAAGACAUUUCACUAUUGACAAAUCCCUGUUGACUCCAAACUACGUUUCACAAGAGAGAACACGCGAGAAGUGAUACGAGGUAAGAAAACAAAUGCAUGAUCAUAUGUUAUGAAUUUCAGAAUAUGAUGUGUAUGUUUUUAAUCGCCUCAAGGCAUCAUAUAUUUUAUUGGUUACAAUAUGAAAAAGUACCUACUAUUGAAAAAUCUACCCAUUUGCUUACCUUACUGUCCAAGAGAAUUAGCCAUUUCUCUCCAACUCUUCUCUUUCUCCACCCGGUUGUGGUACAGUUCAGAGGAAACAUGAAAUAUGCACUGGUGCUCCUGCCAAUGUUCCACUAAUAUUUCCUCCAUUUCUUCAGUCCAAUGAGACUUUCUUGAUACCGCAGCCAUGCUUGUUGAUGUUCUAUUGCAGGUACAUCAGGACUUCUCCACUGAAACUUCCCGUGCCCCGUUUCUUGCUCUCUCAUUGGCUGUAGGUCAACGCUGCACUUGUAUUCAGUCUAAACAUAUUUCACAUUGCACGAUUUGGAGCGAGCUCCGAUUUGCCUAUGAUUUCGGACUUUUGUCGGCGAUCUCCACAAAACUGCCGGCGAGCCAAAAUUGGGCUUAAAAUAGUGUAGUGUAAACUCGGCAUAACCGAAUAGUGAUUUUGGUAUUCGAAUAGUGAAUAGUAAUAGAAUGGUUAAGUGAAUGUUGUCUAUCCGAGCACAUCACUAGAUCUAAGCAUUGUGGAUUUGGUUUCAUGGUGAGUGAGAACAGAGAAAGUAUUUGAUGCCGAUCUUAUUCUCGUGUUUAUCCACAAAGAAACUAUAAAUUGUUUUCUGUAUAUUACCUCUUUUUGUUUGUGUUAUAUACAAAUAAUGCUGUGAUAGAACAUGGACAGUAAUGAACUUGCAUUAUUAUUUAUUAAGAGUAAACAAUGGCAGGAUAUGCCAGAGGAAGCCAAACCAUAUGCAAAGGGGUUCAAGGAUGGGCAAGAAGGAGGCAGGAACUGGCAGAACAGUCAACAUAAGUUUAAUAUCGUAAGUCAACUUAAACAAACAUAAACUUAGGGGGAGGCUGGGUAGCUCAGCAUGUAAAGACACUGACUACCACACCUGGAGUCACAAGUUUGAAUCCAGGGUAUUGAGUGACUCCAGUCAGGCUUCCUAAGCAACCAAUUGGCAUGGUUGCUAGGGUGGGUAGAGUCUGAUUGGGUUAACCUCCUCGUGAUCACUAUUAUGUGGUUCUCGCUUUCGGUAGGGUGCGUGGAGGCCGCGAUGAAUAGUGUGAAACCUCCACGCGCCCUAGGUCUCCGUGGUAACGUGCUCAACAAGCCACGUGAUAGCAUGAGGUAUUGACAGCCUCAGACAUGGAGGGAACUGAGAUUCGUCCUCCGCCACAUGGAUUGAGGCAAGCCACUACGCCACCAUGAGGACUUAGAGCGAAUUGGGAAUUGGGUAUUCCAAAUUGGGGAAAAAGGGGGAGAAAGAGGAGAAAAACAAACAUAAACACACAGACACACACAGCGUUCACAUGUGUCUCUCUCGCUCACUCUCGAACUGGCUCCUCUGGCUCGUCUUUAUCCCUGACCCGGCUGAUUAGGACAAUUCAGCACCGGGCAUGCAUCCUCACGGCCCAUCCACAUCACACCAUAUUUCUCUCAAGGAUAUUCAAAUCAAAUUCCUUAAGUGCAAUUAAUAGAAUGUAAAUUUAUGCCCAUUUAGAAUGAGAUUUAAUUGACAAAAAUGUUCAACCACAAGAAUGCAAAAUAAGAUUUUUGUUAUGUGUGGGGGUAUCUGAAUUAUAGCCCUGAAACUGUUGCUGCUUAUAGAAAUUAUAUGAAUAUUCUUUUGAUAUUUAGAUUUUUGAGAAGGGAUAUGUUCACAGUGACCACUAGCAGCUGUCCUGACAUACAGUAUCUAAUACUACAAUCCACCUAUUCAUAAUAUUAAUGGUGGCUCUAACAUAAAAUUACAGUGUAGGACAUUAGUCAUGUAGGUUGUACUGUAUCUCAAAUAACAAUUCAAGCUUGCCUGUGUUGUU